Trifolium pratense (red clover) is the source of this 1597-nucleotide messenger RNA. RefSeq names its product lysine histidine transporter 1-like. Lineage: Eukaryota; Viridiplantae; Streptophyta; Magnoliopsida; Fabales; Fabaceae. The record is from RefSeq and is a predicted model, not a curated record. Gene Ontology annotation, cellular component: plasma membrane. Bases 150 to 1421 code for a protein of 423 amino acids. The transcript is spliced from 7 exons.
AAUAUUAUAAAAAUAAAAUAAGAGUUCCUAAUUGGAAACUGCUGUAUCUGUAUGUUAUAGUUGCACAAAAGUAGGAGAAAGUGGGAAGUAAGGAAGAAAACAUAAACCCAACCGUCUCAAACAAAAACAAGAUCAUUGAGAAAACAAAAAUGGCUGAAACAACUAUCAACAUUAAACCAAGGAAUGCAAAAUGGUGCUACUCUGCUUUUCACAGUGUCACUGCUAUGGUUGGAGCUGCAGUUCUUGGCUUCCCCUUUGCUAUGUCUCAGCUUGGAUGGAGUUUAGGCAUUACAAUUUUAAUCCUUUCAUGGAUUUGCACAUUGUACACUGCAUGGCAAAUGAUUGAAAUGCAUGAAUCUGUGCCAGGAAAAAGAUUUGACAAAUAUCAUGAAUUGGGUCAGCAUGCAUUUGGAGAAAAGCUUGGUUUGUGGAUUGUGGUGCCUCAACAAUUAAUGGUGGAAGUUGGCAUUGAUAUAUUUUACAUGGUCACUGGUGCAAAAUCUCUAAAGAAACUUCAUGAGAUUCUUUGUGAUGAUUGUGUGCCUAUUAAGACAACUUACUUCAUUGUUGUGUUUGCUUUUGCUCAAUAUGUUUUGUCUCAUCUCCCUAGUUUCAACUCCAUAUCCGGUGUUUCCCUUGCCGCCGCUGUCAUGUCUCUCAGUUAUUCCACCAUUGCUUGGAUAGCUUCAAUUCACAAGGGUUCUCAACCAGGUGUACAAUAUGGUAGCAGAUAUUCAACAAAAGCAGGAAAUGUGUUUGGCAUAUUUAGUGCUUUAGGGGAUAUAGCUUUUGGAUAUGCUGGCCAUAAUGUUAUUUUGGAGAUUCAAUCAACCAUCCCUUCCACACCUGAAAAGCCCUCCAAAAUAUCAAUGUGGAGGGGAAUGAUAAUUGCUUAUUUAGUAGUGGCUUUAUGUUAUUUUCCUGUUACUAUCUUUGGCUACCGCGCUUUUGGAAACUCCGUCGAUGAUAACAUCCUUUUGUCACUUGAGAAACCACGUUGGCUUAUUGUAGCUGCGAAUAUAUUUGUAGUUGUUCACGUCGUUGGAAGUUAUCAGGUCUAUGCCGUUCCGGUGUUUCAUAUGUUGGAAUCAUUUCUAGUAGAAAAAAUGAAUUUCAAGCCAACUCGGUUUCUUCGAUUCGUGACUCGAAAUUUAUACGUUUCAAUUACCAUGUUCCUAGCAAUUACAUUUCCUUUCUUUGGUGGACUUCUCAGCUUCUUUGGAGGAUUUGUGUUUGCUCCAACCACAUAUUUUCUCCCUUGCUUAAUGUGGAUUUGUAUCCACAAACCAAAGAUAUUUAGCUUGUCUUGGUGUGCAAAUUGGUUUUGCAUCAUCUUUGGAGUGUUGUUGAUGAUUUUAGCUCCUAUUGGCGCAUUGAGGGAGGUCAUACUGCAAGCUAAGGACCACAAAUUUUACUUGUGACAUUCUUGCCAUAAAUGAGGCUGCAGAAUCAUUCUUACCUUAAAUUCUUUUGGUCCAUGUUGUAUUGGUGUUUUUCCUUUUUAUUAGCUCUAGUUUCAUUCUUUAAAUAUAUCCUGGAUUACAUGCUUUUUAGUGUAUAUUUGGUUUCAUUUAUGGAGUAGCCAAAAUUGUUUCUA